GCUACUAUUGAUACUAUCUAAAUCUAUGGCGUUUCCCCCGUUCGUUUGUGACUGCCGACUGGGGUUAUCAAAAAAUGUUCGCACAACACAGAGAGACGACUACGAAAUUUUCUCUCCUCGGCCCUCGCCUCCCAUACAGUCGUAUUAUAGUGGCCGUUUGUUCGUGAGUGUGCGUGUGAUAAGCUCUACGUCCAGCGGUGCACCAGUUCUAUUUUUUACAGAUCUCUACAUAUGUCCUUUACUGACUUGUGAGUAAUAAAAAUUCAUUGUUUAUAUUGUUUGAUUUUAUAUAUUUUUUUAAUUGGAAAUCGUUACACAUAAAUGCAAUAAUUUUUUAAUCACACUCGAUAAUUGGUUCCACAUUACCCGAGUCCCGACAGACCUCUUCGCGCGACAAUGUUUUAAUACCAGAGUAUGAUUAUAACAUUAAUCGCUGAUAUUUUGACGAAUCACCAGUGAAUACACACACAAGGGCAAUAACAUGUCGCAGUGCGACGUUACAGAAGCCGGUGUCCCUCUCAACUCUCCUGCUUUUCUUUCUUGGCGUAAACUUCAAUUAAGUAGAGCUAAACUCAAGGCUUCAAGCAAAACAUCUGCGCUUUUAUCAGGUUUUGCUAUGGUGGCAAUGGUUGAGAUGCAAAUUAGCGAAGACUCUACGGUACCAGAAGGAAUGCUUAUAGCAUUUGCUAUAUGUACCACCCUUUUAGUUGCUGUUCACAUGUUGGCUCUAAUGAUAAGUACAUGUAUUUUACCAAACAUUGAUGCCGUAUGUAAUCUCCAUUCGGUAAGUCUCGUACAUGAAGCUCCACAUGAACGUCUACAUUGGUAUAUAGAAACUGCGUGGGCGUUUUCAACACUUCUUGGUCUUUUAUUGUUCCUAGCUGAAAUUGCUAUAUUAUGUUGGGUUAAAUUUUAUGAUAUAUCUAAAUAUGCAGCAUGGUCUGCUGUUAUUAUGUUGAUCCCUGUCCUAGUGAUAUUUUUAGCAUUUGCAAUACACUUCUAUCAAUCUAUGGUAGCCCAUAAGUAUGAAGUGACUGUGAGUGGUAUUAGACAAUUAGAGCUUCUGAAAGAACAGAUUGAAGCUGGUGACUUAGAACGCACAAAUGGAUUGUUACUGAAUACGUCAGGCACACAAAUUGUUUGACAGUACCUUCAAGUGAGGCAAAUGUCCCAAAUAACCCUUCAGUUCUUAUAAUAAAUAUAACUUUAAUGGUGCUUUAUUAAACAAAACUUUGAAAAAUGUUCACAUGAUUUGUUACUGUGUUUGACUUAUUAUCUUGACUGUUGCCUAUACAAUUUUUUUUUACCAUUUGCCAUAAAUCUAACUUUUCCUAUAAAUUAAUCUUGUUAUUAUAAAGAUUUAAUGAAUACAAGCUACACAUAGUAUAUAUUAUAUUUUAUAUUAUUUUUCUUUAUGGAGCUCAACAUUUCCUAGACUAAUUAUAAAGUUUUAAGUUUUACAUUAAUAAACUUUUACCUAUGUUAAAUUGUAUAUAUUUUAACUUUAACAGUGUAAUAUAAUCUAUAUUACUUUGCCAAUCUGCAAAUUAAGCAUUAUCUAGUAACUUUGUUAUUAUUUUUUCCAUAUGUUACUAUUUACACUGUCAUUUAUUUGGCCUUUGAUCAAAUAUGCUACAUCAAAAUAAAGAAUGUUAUAAUUAUACUAAGUUAAAAAAGUGAAUCCUUUAGGUAUUUUAACUAUUUUAUUUUGAUGCAGUUUAUUACAGUUUUAAGAACUCUUCAGUUUGGUUUAAUAUUUUGUAUUAUAACAUAAAUUAGCCUAUUUUUAGUUUGUAUUUUUACCAUAUAUUUUUAUGUAAUUGGUAUCGAUGAAUAUUUGCCUGUCACAUAUUUUUCGUCUUCUACUCAAAAAAAAAUGUAUAGCAUUUUUUUAAUUAAACUUAUAAUAAUUGUUUUAUAUUAUUAUUAUUAUUAUUUUUUUUUUUUUGUUUUUUUUUUACCUAUACAUUGUUUUUUUUUUCAUGUGGACAUUUAUAAUAAUACUAUUUUUUUAGAUAGUUCUGUGUUAAAUUAUAUAUGCAUAAUAUAUAUAUAUAUAUAUUAAUAAGUAAAACAAUGAUUUCAACUCAUUCCAUUUGUUAAAAUUAUCCAUAACAAUUUUAUACUUGUCUCUAACGACAUUAAUGUUAAUGCUUAAUGUAUGUAAUGUAUAUGUACUUAUUAGAAUUCUGUACACUUUUCAAGAUUGUGAUGUAUUUUUGUAUACAGACGGUAAGCAAUAAUAAAUGUUAAAAUAUUUAAAUUGCUGUUUUUGCUGUGAAGAGUACAACCUUAAUCAGUUAAUCGAUACAUGAUAUUAUGAUGCAAUAUUAAUAACACUUUAUGAAAUAGUUUUCUUUCCAUUUUUUUAUAAUAAACAAUUGUUUAGUGCGUUUAAAUACAGAGUGAUCAAUUUAA
This is a messenger RNA of Acyrthosiphon pisum (pea aphid), 2418 nucleotides long. RefSeq names its product calcium release-activated calcium channel protein 1. Gene Ontology annotation, cellular component: membrane. The coding region runs from base 482 to 1144 and encodes 220 amino acids. Gene Ontology annotation, biological process: store-operated calcium entry. The record is from RefSeq and is a predicted model, not a curated record. Lineage: Eukaryota; Metazoa; Arthropoda; Insecta; Hemiptera; Aphididae. Gene Ontology annotation, molecular function: store-operated calcium channel activity. The transcript is spliced from 3 exons.